Messenger RNA from Rosa chinensis, 2865 nucleotides. RefSeq lists its product as uncharacterized. NCBI's taxonomy places the organism in Eukaryota, Viridiplantae, Streptophyta, Magnoliopsida, Rosales, Rosaceae. The record is from RefSeq and is a predicted model, not a curated record. Bases 1 to 2865 code for a protein of 954 amino acids. The transcript is spliced from 5 exons. Gene Ontology annotation, molecular function: RNA-DNA hybrid ribonuclease activity; nucleic acid binding. Gene Ontology annotation, biological process: DNA integration.
AUGGAUUACGACCUCUUGGAAGAGGGAAUUGAGGCCUUCCGCUCGAUACAUGAACGAUUGUCAUCAUACAUGGUGGAAAAAGAGGCUUAUGAUCGCAUCGCGACCUUAGAGGUUGUGAAUGAAGAACUUUCUGACCCGGAGGAUGAAGAUGAAGUUAAUGUUCAACUCGCCCCGGCGGCGUUGGACGACACACCUCCCAAAGUUAAAGACCCCAUCGAGAAGGUUAACCUGGGCACAGUGGACGAGCCUAUGGAGGUAUCUAUCAGCGCUUACCUAGAGCCUAGCGAGAAGCAGAGGCUCAUAGACUUACUGCAAGAAUUCAAGGAUUGCUUCGUGGAGAAGUAUGAGGACAUGCCCGGCUUGUCGCCAGAUUUGGUUUGUCAUCAACUACCAACUCUUUCUGACAAGAGGCCCGUUAAGCAGGAACCUCGACGAAUGAAUUCGGAGACCCAGAUUCUUGUAAAGGAAGAGGUAGAGAAAAUGCACAAAUCAGGUAUUAUCAGGGUUGCCAAGUAUAAUCAGUGGCUAUCUAAUAUAGUGCCUGUCCGGAAAAAGAAUGGAUAUCAUCAGAUUCCGGUCGCUGAAGAGGACAGACACAAGACUGCUUUCCGCUGCCCUGGCUUCACAGGAGUCUUCGAGUAUGUGGUCAUGCCGUUUGGCCUGAAGAAUGCCGGCGCAACAUAUCAGAGAGCCAUGAAUUUGAUCUUCCACGACAUACUGGGAAAGGUUUUAGAGGUAUACAUUGAUGACGUAGUCGUCAAGUCCCAGAAGAGAGGGGAUCACAUCGUGGAUCUCAGGAAAGUAUUUGAGCGCAUGCGCAGACAUAGACUCAAGAUGAACCCGGCCAAGUAUGUGUUUGGGGUUCAGGCAGGAGACUUUCUGGGGUUUAUAGUCCAUCAACGAGGAAUUGAAGUCCCUGAGGACAAGGCAAGCGCAGUCAUUAAUGCAUCUCCCCCGCGGACGAAGAAGGAAUUACAACGUCUGUUGGGUAAGAUUAAUUUUCUAAGGCGUUUCAUCUCUAACUCUGCAGGAAAAAUCCAACCGUUCUCACCUUUGCUGAGAUUACAAGGGCAGAACGAGUUUGUGUGGGAACCCAAACACCAAGAGGCUUUCGACAGUAUCAAGGCCUAUUUGGCAAACCCACCAGUCUUGGUUCCACCUAGAACCGGGAUCCCAUUAAAACUGUACAUUUCAGCAGCCGAGGCUUCCAUUGGCAGCCUGCUCGCUCAGGACGAUGAAGGAGGUGUCGAGCAUGCUAUAUUUUAUCUCAGUCGCACACUGACAGACUGCGAGACGAGGUACACCCCUAUGGAGAAGCUGUGCCUAACCCUGUACUUUUCAGCGUGCAAGUUGCGACACUACAUGCUAUCCUUUACCACGUGCAUCAUCGCUCAGACCGAUUUGGCUGAGUAUGAAGCUCUUAUCAUUGGACUCGAAGUCUUACUGGAAAUGGGCAUAAGAGACGUUCAAAUCCGCGGCAAUUCUCAGCUCGUUAUUAACCAGAUCCAGGAAAAAUAUCGAUGUGCGAGUUGGUUGCUCAUACCUUAUCUGAACCGCGCCAUCGAGCUUCUGGAUCAAUUUACCGAUGUUGAUAUGGAAUAUAUACCACGCGAGCGCAACUUCGCAGCUAAUGAACUCGCUCAGUUGGCUACUGGCAUCACAUUGAAGUAUGGAGUGCGUGAGCGCAUUUUGAAAGUUGAACGUCGCACACUGCCUUCGUGGUUUGCUCGCCCUGAUCCACCAGACGAUCCCGUCAUCGCGGUACUAGAACCUAUUGAUGUUGAUUGGCGGAUUCCUUUGGUUGAGUACCUCAAACACCCAGGUCCCAGCGCUGACAGGAGGAUGCGUUUCCUCGCAUUGAAUUACUUCCUUCGAGGCGAUGAGUUGCGCCGACGGGGGGAGGAUGGAGUCGAUUUCCGGUGUGUCUAUGGUCGCGAGGCUAAGAGAUUAAUGCGCAAGGUGUACACGGGGAUAUGUGGAUCCCAUCAAGCUGGACCUAAGAUGCGCUGGCUCCUGCGACGUCAUGGCUAUUAUUGGCCCAGCAUUUUGAAGGAUUGUAUCGCAUUUGCCAAAGGAUGCGAGGACUGUCAGCACAAGUUUAUCAUCGUCGCCACUGACUACUUCACUAAAUGGGUUGAAGCAGAGCCUUUGAAUGGGGCCUCAGGCGCUACCAUUCGCCAGUUUAUUUUCCGUAACAUUCUUUGCAGGUUUGGUAUCCCUGAGGUGCUGGUUUCGGACAGGGGGGCAGCGUUCAUGGGAGGCCCCGUUGAGGAGUUGGUCAAUGAUUUUGGCAUUCAAUUCAUACAUAGUACUCCGUAUUAUGCUCAAUCUAAUGGUCAGGCGGAGGCUAGCAACAAAACAAUCAUCACCUUACUAAAGAAGAUGUUGGUGGAGAACCCUCGACAAUGGCAUGACACUUUGUAUGAAACACUUUGGGCCUAUCGCACUUCUAAACGCAACCCUACCGCCACGACGCCGUAUGCACUUAUGUUCGGCCACGACGCUGUCUUACCAUUAGAAAUUAAUGUUCAUUCUCUACGGGUGCAAGAACAGCAUCAUUUGAUUGGCGAGGAUUAUGUUCAAAGCAUUCUUCCUCUCUACACUCAGAUCCUCCUCCUCAGUCGCCGCCGCUGUCAUCAGUACCGGAGGAAGAGGGAAAGAAGAGAUCCUUCAUACCCUUUCCUUGAGCCGUUCCUCCGGGCAGGAGUUAGGGUCCGGAGCAGGCGUGACUCACAACCACAUCUACCUCCUGGGGUAAAUCAGAAAGUGCGUACCCAGGCCCCAGAGGUAGACCGCGGAGGCAGGACGGUAAACCUCGAGGAGGCCUUCCUCCCUUCCUCCACUCGCUCCUCGCGGGCAGUCUGA